AGCCUGUCGCAAGUAGACGUCAUUUUUAUUUCAGGAAAACAUAACCGCUUCAGUAGUAGUAUUAGUAUGCUGUACGUUUCAUGUGCAGUAGUAUCGUAUGGACAAUAGUGUGUAUUAUUUUGAGGGUUUCUAGAAAGUGGAAAGAAGAGCAUGACGCUAUGAGCUGAGCGCCGAAACAAUAUUGAGAUCAAAGGCACCGGCCAGCGCGCGCGGUUACAUUUGUUGUCAUGCAGCGGUCUGAGAGCGGCGGAGGGGCGGCGACUUCUGAAUUCCAACUGAACGAGCAGCCAAACGCGCUCAUCGCUUGUAAAGUGCCCGAGGAUGUGUUCAAUGAGCACCAGUUAAAGGACCAGUUUGAGGCAUUGUUCCAUGCGUUUGAUCCGGGCACAUCUUUCCAGUUCUUCAAAAGCUUCAGAAGGGUUCGGAUCAACUUCACAGAUUCUCUGGCUGCAGCCAACGCCCGAGUCAGACUCCACAAGAGUGACUUCAAUGGAAAGGAGAUGCGGUUGUAUUUCGCUCAGUCCGUACAUGUUGGCAGCCCUCGUCUUGAGCCUCCUAAACCAGAGAAGCAGUUCCUGAUCUCUCCUCCAUCGUCACCCCCUGUUGGCUGGGAGCAGUCUCAAGAUGCCAAACCCGGCAUCAGCUAUGACCUGCUGUGUGCUGUGUCCAAACUAGGUCCAGGUGAGCAGUACGAACUUCACACUGGAACCACCGACACACCCAGUGUAAUCGUACACGUGUGCGAAGAUGACAGCUCAGGGGGCGAGGAAGAAACAGAGGGCGGAAAACGCGCACGCCCCAGAAUCAUCCAGACGCGCCGCCCAGACUACGUUCCUUCAGUUAACCAGUGAGUGGGUAAUUCCAGGCUAUUGUAACAGCUUGACAAACAUGAGAAGAACUGGAAAACAUGCAGUUUGUCAUCCUUACCACCAGGGGCUGGUAAGAGUCAGAGCCUCUAACUAGUUAGGCUCUUUCGGGCAUCAACCAUUCUCAUAAUCUCACAUUUCAUUUAUAAAUAUCCAUCACAGAUGGAAUCAGGGACUUAAGAAAGUUUCUCUUGUAUAAAAGAAUGUCAUUAUUUGCUUGAUGUCACAACUGUGUAUUUAAUUAACCGAGAGAAUAGCAAUUGAAAAUAUGAGAACGCAGAUAAUUUACACAAGGAGUUUUUUUGUGUAGCACAAAGAAAAUAAAUAUUGUGUCUGAUGUGUUCAGUGUGUAUAGUUUGGGGCCACUAACAUGUACUCAACAUCAUUAUAAUCAUCAUCUCUAAUGUAAAAAAAAUGGUUCACCCAAAAAUUAAAAUUCUGUUAUUUUUACUCACCAUCACGCGGUUUCAAACCUACAGACUGAAGUUUAGUCAUUAUUCACUGAAAAUCUUUCAAUCCGUCGCAGCUCUCAAUUCUCAUUUGUUCAUUCGCAUUCAAACUUGCCAUGUCAAAUGGUGUGUCUCGAAACCAAACGUGAUGUGCCACAAAUAAUAUGCAAAUGAGAUCGGAGAGCUGUGUCAGAGGGGAAUAUAAUUCUUCGUAAUUUCUACUUUUGUGUUCGACUGAAGAACGUCAUGUGGGUUUUGAAUGACAUGAAGGUGAGUAAAUGAUGGCAGAAUUUUCUAUUUGUUUAACUGUAAGUCAAUUAAGCACAUCUGUGCAGUCUUUGAAAAGUCACUAUUGUUGCUUAAAUUCUUCACAAACUCCAAGUAUUAUGCACUUUAAAAAUAGAGCCUUAUUCCAUGGUUAACAGACAACAUCAUCAAGUAUUGUCUUUGUAUAUUGACUCUGUUACAAAAAUCGCUCUGUUGUGCUCUACUGUCUUUGGAGAUGUUGUCCUCUUUAAUGUAUGAGCAUUUUAAUGUCAUCCAGUGACUUAAAGCAACUAUAACUUACUGUAUAUAUCUGAUGUAUUUGAAUGUAGCCCAUAUCUUGAAAAGCUUCAGGAUUUCAAUAAAAAAGGGAUCUCAUUCAUUAGGUAGCAAGAAUAUGGAGUGAAAAAGCCAUUUACCUACCUUUAAUAAAACAAUC
Xyrauchen texanus (razorback sucker) is the source of this 2018-nucleotide messenger RNA. RefSeq names its product calcipressin-1-like. Gene Ontology annotation, molecular function: calcium-dependent protein serine/threonine phosphatase regulator activity; nucleic acid binding. The coding region runs from base 228 to 851 and encodes 207 amino acids. Gene Ontology annotation, biological process: calcium-mediated signaling. Lineage: Eukaryota; Metazoa; Chordata; Actinopteri; Cypriniformes; Catostomidae. The transcript has 4 exons. Gene Ontology annotation, cellular component: nucleus; cytoplasm. The record is from RefSeq and is a predicted model, not a curated record.